AAGCAACUUUCCUGCUCUCCCAUACACCUCCAAAUACCAACGAAUUCACAUAUUCUAUGGCCGCACCUGAUUCACAAUAGGAUAUCCGCGCUUGCCUUUUACUCUACUCCAUCCAUCGCAACUCACAAACUGAAAUGUCGACACGCCGCAAACCAACCUCUUCCUCCGCAGCCAACGGCCAGCCUACACCUCUGACCUCUGGCAUGCCAUCCUCCACAAUCCGCACCUCCUCUAACACGCGCUCGCCCUUCUUCCCUACCCGCCUCGAGGCUCUGCUCCUCGCCAUCUACCCCGCGACCCUGCUCCUCGGCUCCGUGUUCAGCACGCUCUCCCCCGCGACGCGCAGCGCACCAUACUCCGCGGCCUCUCAGUCGCACCCGCCCGAAUUCGCGCCCUCGUACUUUGCGCAUAAGAAGAACGUCUUCAAUGUCUACUUCGUCAAGCUCGGCUGGUUCUGGACGACAGCAGCAUUCGCUACGUUGCUGGUGGUGUGGCCGGGAUUUGGGGCGGGCUUGACGGUGAAGAGGAUACGCGCAGGGUUUCGGUAUGCAGCGAUUACGCUCUGGUGGAUGUUUGUCACGCAGUGGUUCUUCGGUCCGCCGCUGAUCGAUCGCGGGUUCCGCUUCACGGGCGGGCAGUGCGAGUUGCUCCGUGAUCCGGAGGCGCGACAAGGCAUGAGUGACACGAGAGAAUACUUUACCGCUGCGACUUGCAAAGCAGUGGGCGGUCAAUGGAAAGGCGGACACGACAUCUCAGGCCACGUCUUCCUCCUCAUACUCGGCUCGGCGCUCCUAUGGUUCGAGUUCCUCCCGGCCGUAACACGGAUGGAGGGUCUGCGCGACGGACGGAGAAUCAUGCUGGAAGACGGCAAGGUAGCCAGCGUAGCGGUGGAAAAGGAUCCGGAGCAUGAGAAGGAGGAGCCGACGACAAGAGGAGUUAAGUUCUCCCUGGGGGUGGCGGCGCUAAUGUGGUGGAUGCUGCUGAUGACGGCUGCGUAUUUCCAUACGUGGUUCGAGAAGUUUACGGGGCUUCUGGUGGCGUUUUCGGGGCUGUGGGUAGUGUACUUUCUGCCGAGAGGCGUGCCGCAGGUGAGGGCUGUUCUAGGGAUGCCCGGUGUGUAGGGCAGGAAAGAGGGAAGGGAUGAUGCGUAGGUGUCCGGUAUUCAUGAUAUGGAUGAUGGUAAUGCAUUAGAAAACUCCCUGCUUAAUUGCUUAAUGUUCCAUCUUUUCCUCACGUCUCCAUGCUCCGUUUUCCCGUGGCUACUUCGCAUUUAAUUUGUCUAACGGCUCCGUAACAUCUUCUUCCACCCGGUAGCGAACAUCAGUCCGUCCCAUUCAGCAGUCUUCUC
Molecule: messenger RNA, 1348 nt
Organism: Trematosphaeria pertusa
Lineage: Eukaryota; Fungi; Ascomycota; Dothideomycetes; Pleosporales; Trematosphaeriaceae
Exons: 1
Coding region: 135-1121 (328 amino acids)
Biological process (GO): phospholipid biosynthetic process; lipid droplet organization; lipid storage
Cellular component (GO): endoplasmic reticulum membrane
Source: RefSeq, a predicted model, not a curated record